CAUCAUCUGCCCUUCUGGAGUGAAUUCACUGUACUUCACCUAUCUUACCUGCCAAAUUGUGAGACUCCUGUUUUCCUAUUCACUCAUCAGUAAACAUCAUACAUCACCAGAAUGCCUCUGCAGUUUGAACUCUGUCCCGGGAGAAUGAUCGGGGACUCCCAUCCAUGCUUCAUCAUAGCUGAAAUUGGACAAAACCACCAGGGAGACAUUGAAAUUGCCAAGAAAAUGAUCAAGAUGGCAAAGGACUGUGGUGCUGAUUGUGCCAAAUUCCAGAAAAGUGAAUUAGAGUGCAAAUUCAGCAAGAAAGCUUUGGAGCGCCUGUACACAUCAAAGCAUUCCUGGGGCAAAACCUAUGGCGAGCACAAGCGUCACCUGGAGUUCAGCCAUGAUCAAUACAGGGAACUGAAAAAGUAUGCAACGGAGAUUGGUAUCUUCCUCACCGCCUCUGGAAUGGAUGAGAUGGCUGUGGAGUUCCUCCAUGAGCUGGAUGUGCCUUUCUUCAAAGUGGCCUCCUGCGAUGCUAACAACUUUCCCUAUUUGGAGUCAACUGCAAAAAAAGGACGUCCCAUGGUGGUGUCCAGUGGGAUGCAGUCCAUGGAAACGAUGCGCGAGGUCUACAAAACAGUGAGGAAGCACAACCAGAACUUUACUAUCCUGCAGUGCACAAGCGCCUAUCCUCUGGACCCUAAGGACGUCAACCUCAGUGUAAUCAGGGAAUACCAGAAGGAAUUCCCAGACAUUCCCAUUGGAUAUUCGGGACAUGAGCAGGGACUCUACAUCACUGUGGCCGCUGUGGCGAUGGGAGCAAAGGUCGUGGAACGUCAUGUGACCUUGGACAAGACCUGGAAGGGAAAUGAUCAUGAGGCAUCCCUGGAGCCCUCAGAGCUGUCAGAGCUGGUCCGAGCCAUCCGACUGCUGGAGAUGGCGAUGGGAUCUCCUGUUAAGCAGAUGUUACCCUGUGAGAAGAACUGCCAUGAUAAGUUGGGCAAGUCGGUGGUGGCUAAGGGGGCCAUCCCCAAAGGCACGGUGCUGAGCCUGGACAUGUUUGCAGUGAAGGUUGGCGAGCCAAAGGGCAUCUCUCCAGAGACUAUGAAUCAGCUGGUGGGCAAGAAGAUCAAAGUGGACGUGGAGGAUGAUGACAGCAUCUUGGUAGACAUGAUAGAAUAAAGGAUCCUCCAGAAAGGUUGGGAGAGAGAGGCACAUAGACAGAAAGACAGACUGACAGACAGACAGGGAAAUAGAACAAGAGAGAGGGAAACAGGUAGAUGAUGGACAGAGAUAAACGGUGUUGCAGUGUGUGAACAGAAAGAGAUACAGUACAGAGAACAAAGAGAGGAACAGAGGAUUAGGUCUAUGUGUUUUUGUGAAAAGGACUUUUCACACUGUACUCAGCUCAUGGGUAAAAACAUUCUUCCCCUCUCCAGGCUUUCACACUGGCGCAAAUCUGACACACCCUAACCCCGACUUUAGCCUAAUACAUGAUGGCCCUGCUUGACAAUCAACUAAAGACAGAUCUAAAGGAUGCUAGUGUGUUUUAAAGCUCAGUGUGAACUGUAUAGCCCUGGGCUUAUGGGUCAAAUAUGCAGUGUGAAAAUUCCUAAAGAGAAAGACAAGAAGUUUGAUAAAGAGAAAGAGAGGUGCAGUUAGAGAAAGGCAAAUUACAUUGAAGGUGGACAGCUCUGAAUAGGUCUCCACAUGAUGAAGAUCCAAAGAGGGUGUGUUGGUGUGAAAUGUUACCUCUAACUGCCUGUAAAUACAGGGCGUAGUGCUCAAUUCAAUUCAAUUCAGAAAAAGCCACAUGUGCAUUCUCCAUGAUCUGAUGUCAAAGCUUGUUAAAUCAUCCAACACUGACAUUUUUGUCAAUGUGAUGUCAAUAACAAUGUUUUUUUCACAUCACAUCUGUGCUUAUAUUACCUGGUGGUGUCAGCUGUGUUGGCAUCCCUGUACUGUUUGCUUUCUGCAUGCUACAACUCCUCUCCAAACUGAGAAAUGCUCCAUGGUACAACAUUUCUGUCAAUGGCCAUAUUUCUUACAUGUGGUAUGAAUGUCAUCUGUAUUUGGAAUGAUCUGUCCCUGCCUCAUUUUCCCAGCAGUUAAUAAAAAAUAAAAUUUUAAGGUGAUGUGUAUAAAUAAGCAGCACGGUAGUUAAAUGCAGUACCUACAUAUAUACAGUACAUAUACUGUAUUUGUGUGUAUGUUGAUAAUGAUGGUGUUGGGAUUACAUCUACAACUUUCAUUCAUGUAAGUUGCCAUAUGUGGCCCUUAAAUAGUAAUCCAUGUCUUUAGAAUGGUAAUCUUAUUGAAUCCUAUUGAUUUGUGCCUUCAGUGUGAAUUAAUGUCUUCCUCAUCAUACUCUUGCAUCCUUAUUUGAACUAAUUGUCUUUUUCUGUUUGUGGUGGUCGAUGUGUUCUUUUGUUUCUGUAUGUCAACAACUUCAAAUGAAGAUACAAUAAAAUAAAAAAAACAAUUUUAUUAAACAAAAUAAA
Molecule: messenger RNA, 2486 nt
Organism: Dicentrarchus labrax (European seabass)
Lineage: Eukaryota; Metazoa; Chordata; Actinopteri; Moronidae
Product: sialic acid synthase-like
Exons: 6
Coding region: 112-1167 (351 amino acids)
Biological process (GO): carbohydrate biosynthetic process
Molecular function (GO): N-acylneuraminate-9-phosphate synthase activity
Source: RefSeq, a predicted model, not a curated record